AUGGCUCCUCUCCUUCCGCUCCUGGAGACAGACCCUCUGCUCCGCCAGCCAGAUAACGCGGAAUCUGGGGGAACAGAAGCUUGCCACUGCAGAAUUCGGCGGGCUGACUCAAGGUCUGCAAAGAGCACCCUGAAACAGGGAGAUAGCCCCGAGGGUCCGCGGCGACAGUGGGCUGUGAGGUGGCCUGGCACCCCGCUCCCCCGCCCCGCGGAAAAGCGGGAGAAGAGCCUGUCGCCCUGCCAGGCGCAGGCCGGCGUGGACGCGGGCUGCAAGAGCGCGGAGCCCUGCGGGGCAGCGGUGGGGAACGCAGGUCUCCGGCCACCCUGCCUUCACCGGGAUGCACAACGCGUCGUGCUCGGAGUCCGGACCAGCCAACGCGCGGUGGCGGUGCCUGUCGUCUACGCGGUGAUCUGCGCCGUGGGGCUGGCGGGCAACUCGGCGGUGCUGUACGUGCUGCUGCGGGCGCCCCGCAUGAAGACCGUCACCAACCUGUUCAUCCUCAACCUGGCCAUCGCCGACGAGCUCUUCACGCUCGUGCUGCCCAUCAACAUCGCCGACUUCCUGCUGCGGCGGUGGCCCUUCGGGGAGCUCCUGUGCAAGCUGGUCGGGGCCAUCGACCAGUACAACACCUUCUCCAGCCUCUACUUCCUCGCCGUCAUGAGCGCCGACCGCUACCUGGUGGUGCUGGCCACCGCCGAGUCGCGCCCGGUGGCCGGUCGCACGUACGGCGCGGCGCGCGCGGUGAGCCUGGCGGUGUGGGCGCUCGUCACGGUCGUCGUGCUGCCCUUUGCCAUCUUCGGGCGCCUCGACGACGAGCAGGGCCGGCGCCAGUGCGUGCUGGUCUUCCCGCAGCCCGAGGCCUUCUGGUGGCGGGCGAGCCGCCUCUACACGCUCAUCCUGGGCUUCGCCAUCCCGGUGUCCACCAUCUGCGUCCUCUACACCACGCUGCUGUGCCGGCUGCGCGCCAUGCGGCUGGACAGUCACGCCAAGGCCCUGGACCGCGCCAAGAAGCGGGUGACUUUCCUGGUGGUGGCCAUCCUGGCCGUGUGCCUCCUCUGCUGGACGCCCUACCACCUGAGCACCGUGGUGGCGCUCACCACCGACCUGCCGCAGACGCCGCUGGUCAUCGCCCUGUCCUACUUCAUCACCAGCCUGAGCUACGCCAACAGCUGCCUCAACCCCUUCCUCUACGCCUUCCUGGACGACAGCUUCCGCAGGAACCUGCGCCAGCUGGUGGCCUGCCGCGCCGCCGCCUGA
Tupaia belangeri chinensis (Chinese tree shrew) is the source of this 1257-nucleotide messenger RNA. It is a transcript of the gene NPBWR1, whose product is annotated as neuropeptides B and W receptor 1. Gene Ontology annotation, cellular component: neuron projection; plasma membrane. Lineage: Eukaryota; Metazoa; Chordata; Mammalia; Scandentia; Tupaiidae. Bases 1 to 1257 code for a protein of 418 amino acids. Gene Ontology annotation, molecular function: neuropeptide binding; neuropeptide receptor activity. Gene Ontology annotation, biological process: neuropeptide signaling pathway. The transcript is spliced from 4 exons. The record is from RefSeq and is a predicted model, not a curated record.